AAAAUGGUGCCCUAGUUGGCGUUUGCGAAGCUGAGUUUUUUUAAUGAGUUUCCUCGAAACGGCGCUCAAAAUGAUCUGGAACGGAUCCUUGCGUAUCCGUCGUGAUUUUAGCAUAUGUAUAUGUUAGCGAGAAUGCGCAGAUAUGCGCUCGUCAGUGACAAUGUGUUUGUGUUCGCGUGCGUUUGUAAACGGACGCUCGAAUGAGAGAGUCCAGUGCGUCGGUGUAAACAUCAGCUGACGGAUUUCUCCCAUCACUCAUUUGAUUGACUCUAUGUCAUCGAUGACUACAAUCUCAUCUUGCCUUCAACAGGCAAACGUAUUGUUGCAAACAGCCAAGCAGCAGCCUGGAAAGUUAAGUCGUGAACAUCGCAAAGAAAAAUACCCGUCGUUGCAACAGAAGCUGACUGAGCUCUAUUUGUCCGAAUGCAAUUUUAAUUUGAGGAACAAGAAUUUGUACAAUGGCUCAAAUCUCCUGGCAAAGCUUGUGUCCAGAGAGAAAUUGAAUUGUCUCGUCCUGAACCUCUAUGCCGGCAACGAAGGUUACUCGCUCAUGCUGAAAACCAAGAAUGGCACAGAAACGGAAACUAUUCGCCUGCCUUACGAGGAAAGUGAACUCUUGCAGUACAUAGACAAUGAAGAGCUUCCACCAAUCCUUGUUGACCUUUUGGAAAGAUCUCAGGCACCAGUAUUCUACAGCGGCUGCAUAGUCGUUGAAGUGCGAGACCACAGGAGGUGCUUGCCAACAAUGGGCACAUUUGCCACGCACUAUGUACUCCUAAGACCAACAACUCAGUCUGUGCUUUGCGACGUGGGCCUGGUGGCACGAGGCGACGGCCACUCGUGGAGUCUCGAGGAUAAGCUCUACCUGGAGGCGGCACUGGUCAUGGCCACUGCAGAGCCGCUCUGCCUGGAGCCCACAGUGGGCGUGGCUGUCGUAUCCAACUGGCUGCAGCACAAGAAGGCGCGUCUCAGCAAUCACAUGAUCAGCAGAAUGGCAAAGAAACACAGUCAAGUGGCCAUCAAUCGUCGGAAAAAGCUGGAGCAAUGCGCGACACCACCGUACCUGAGGGCACAUGACUUCAUCACGCAGUACCGAAAAAGGGUGCCGGCAUCAACACCGCUUCCAACCAUGCCUUCCAAGGCUGACUUCUGGGUGCAGAAAAGGGCCACGAUGCCAGUUCCCCAAGAGAUUGAGGUGGAGAAGCUGGCACGUGUCAAGGAACCCCCCAAGCCCACACUGGACAACACGCCGCUGGUGGUGCAGGAGUUUGUACUGGAAACGGAGCCCAACACGGGCAAGCUCACCCGUGUAACGAUCCUCCAAAGGCCCACCGAUGAACAGUUCUUCGGCCGGCUCUACGUUGACCGGGAAGGAAAUAACAAGGGCACCAGCUGCGAAUUCAAUCUUGGCAGUCAAGCCAACGUUACCAGGUACCUGGACCAGUUCCGAGAAAUUUUCACCGAGGAGGGCCGCAAGGCUGUGAAGAUCACCCACUUCGUUCCUGGCAAACCACCUGUGGUCCUUGACUCCCAAAGCAUGUCUGGUGGCUUGGACGAACUGUGUGAAUUGUCGGCCGUAGUGCCACUCACGAAGGCACAGGGACCGCUCAGUCAAUCGCCACCUGUGCUAGCAGCUGCCGAGAACAGGAAAGAGCCAGUGAACAUGAACAUCCUGGAACCCAACCACGGUCACACAGUGUGUCCUGAUGACGCUACCAGCAAACCAAACCAGGCAUCCAGUAUAUCAAAUGCACUGCUAGCGCAGUCGCCGGAGGUUGUCAGUCUUCCUAACAUCAGUUUAUCGCAGAAUGUUGGCCUGCAUAAUUUGAUGUCUCUGACGGGCGUCAAUUUAUCCUCUGCGAUUCCCGUGCCUAUUUCACUGACCAUGGUUCCUGUGACGCAGUCUAGCAUGCUUGUUGGAGCAACUGGAAGCCUGCAUGGUCAGAUCCAGGACACAUCUGUACAGAAUAUUCAGUCUGCUGCGAGCGUAGCACAGACAACAAAUGUGGCAUCCAUGGCACCAUCAGCUGUCAUUGUGUCCUCUGGAGGAAUGGUGAACCCAGUGUCAACGGUGCUGAGCCCCGCGUCAGGUGUGCUCUCCGUGCCGCUGACAGUGGCCACCCUCGGCGCACAAACACUGACGGCUCAAUUGGUGGCACCCACCCUGAAGGCUGCACCUCCUCAGGGCGUUCGCAGCGCACCUGCACCUGUCUCUCUGCUUCAGGUUCCUGGGGGCCAGCAGACACUGCCACUAAUUGGGACACUGCCUCGGCAGAUGCCUCCGGCUGCACCAAAUGUUGUGAACAGCGCUGCAGGACCGACAACUGUGCACAAUCAGCAGCUGCAAAUGGCUCUGCAGAAGCAGCUACAACUUCAAGCGCACAGCACAGCUCCUCAGCAGCCCAGUGGAGGCAGCAGUGGGGCUGCCGCAAGGCAACGCAGCCGUAAAAAGUCUGGCAAAACAUAGCAUCGCUCGCAGUGAUACAUCCAGAACCAUUUCUAUGGGCCAACUGAAACAAAAUUUUAUAAUUGGUGUACAAUAUCGAAGCAAGCCUAGCAACUCCAGAGCCGGCAGUUGUCAAUUACUUAUAAUCAUCCUUGAGGUAUGCAAUGGUGUCGCCAGAUGCCGGGCAAACUCUAUGGCCUCUGAUGCGCCACUCAUCACAUACCCCGUUUCCGGUAGAGCCAGUGGGAUCCCUAACAAUCUGGGCAUUGCAUAAUUUCUGGCAAGCAACUCCUUCACCCAAAAUUAUUGUUUUUGUGAACAAUCUGUUGUAUUGCUAGUUGUCAUAAACCUUAAACUGGUUUCCACAGUUUAAAAUUUUGUUGCAGUUGGCUAAUAACACUUGUGAUGUUUUUCAAAUAGGCCUUAUUUACCAUCAUUUUCUUUAGGUAAGCAUGUCCCUUCUUGUCAGUUCCAUUUCCAGCAUCAAAGGCAGCCAGUUUCACAAUUUUUCAAAGUCCCUUCUAGGUUGCAUGCACAACGUAAUAGCAGUCACCCCUUGCUUUUAGUUUGCCCGUUACAUCGAAAAUGCCAUGCAUCAACAGUGCACCACAGUUUUCCAGCUUUCGAGUAGUCAUCAAGCACAUUAUGUUACAUUGUUAGUUUGUUUUUUACAUUAUGGAAGAGUGUUAUGCCACUUUUUUUUUAACAUCCGCUUUUACAAAGGUUUUAAAUUGUGCAACCAGAUGGACAGUUUUCAGCGCAUGCCUGUUGAAACUGGUCGCCAAUCAUGACUUGAGAAAUAGUCCUCUUCAUUACGUGCUCACUCCGCGGAAACUUUUACACUCGCAGCCAGCCAAAUAGUUUUCCGUAAAAUAUUCUGCAUGCCGGCCACUAACAUGUGAUCUGGAAAGUUGUUUAAUUAACGAGAGAGGUGCUGAAGAGGAAAGCACUGCUACUGCCUUCAUAAACCACUUUUCAAUGCUGUACAUAGAAACAGAUCAUGCCGAGGACAUUUUUAUGUUGUAGUUAAUAUUAUAUUUUCCCCCUUCCCUUGGUGCAUUGUUUUAAUGUAACAAGGAAUUUCGCACACUUUAUACUAUUUCCCUCGUUGCCACCACGCUACAAAUCGUGUAAAGGUCGUACACCUUGGUCAUACCCUGCCCAAAACUGACACGUACAUGGAGGCAAAUAUGUACAUACAAAAUGAAGUGUGUAAAGAAUAGUUUUUAACUUGCAUGAAGUGUUCCAAAGCAACUCUGUCUUUAUUCUUGAAUGUUGCUGUCGUUAAAUAUGUACAUUUGAAAUGCGCAGUAAAAGUUGACUCUCACUGA
Rhipicephalus microplus (southern cattle tick) is the source of this 3777-nucleotide messenger RNA. Its product is annotated as transcription factor Spt20 homolog. Lineage: Eukaryota; Metazoa; Arthropoda; Arachnida; Ixodida; Ixodidae. Gene Ontology annotation, cellular component: SAGA complex. Gene Ontology annotation, molecular function: transcription coregulator activity. The record is from RefSeq and is a predicted model, not a curated record. Gene Ontology annotation, biological process: regulation of transcription by RNA polymerase II.